This is a messenger RNA of Perkinsus marinus ATCC 50983, 1095 nucleotides long. RefSeq lists its product as hypothetical. Lineage: Eukaryota; Perkinsozoa; Perkinsida; Perkinsidae. The transcript has a single exon. The coding region runs from base 1 to 1095 and encodes 364 amino acids. The record is from RefSeq and is a predicted model, not a curated record.
AUGUUUGAGGAUGCCCUUUCACAACUUGUCGAUAGGGGUUUCUGUUCGAUUGUCUGUGAUCUACGGUCAACUGGUUUGAAGAAGCCAACUAGAGCUAUGUGUCAAGCAGCUUGGUCUACGUUGGUCAAGGGUACUGCCAAUGAGGGUUCUCCUGUUCCUCUGGCGGAACAUUACACUCCUUCACAUCUAGUGUAUCGCCAUCUACAUCCUACUACACCGUGUAGGGUGGUGUUCGACUUUAGAGACCUAAACCGCUUCUCUAAUCGUGGUGGCUAUCCUCAGAACUCUCUAGCCGGUUGCCUCCUUGCUAUUCGAUCCUAUGAGUAUUUCAUAGCUGGAGAUCUAUCUAAGGCAUUCUGUAGAAUGUCCUCUAGUAUUAAGGAUGUUCCAUAUGUUGGCUACACUUGUAUCGGACCAUACAUUGUUCUAUGGUCCCGUGUAGCCUUUGGCUCUACAGCAGCGCCUAAUCAACUUGACGCUUCUAUGGAAGAUGUGAUUAAUGAGAUCAAGGCAUUGUCCAAGCUGGCUUCUACAGUUGAAGCUCCGGUUACUCGUCUAUGUGAUAUUGAGCCUCAUUUGGUUGAGCGUUGUCUACUGAGAUCUAGCACUGAGGCCUUCUCCUAUCUACAGGGUUGUCCACCGGUCCCCAAGGAGAUCACACUGAUCAAGUUUGUCGAUGAUGUCUAUACCGGUGGAUCUAACAAGUCUAGAGUUACAUCAAGCUAUGACUUCAUUACCUAUAUCUCUAAUGGUCACGACUUCGUCAUUGAACCUAAGAAACGUUUUAACAGUUGGGAGCCUGUGAUGGUCAACGAUGUCGAAGAACGACGCCAUCUACUUGGUUAUGACUAUUCUGCUGUCGAGGAUUCCUUCUACCCUACUUUCAGUGGUGGUCAACUUCAAGGGAAUCCUAUGACCAAGCGACAGUCUUGUGCGGUACUGGCAAGCUUCUACGAUCCAUUAGGUCUAAUAGUGGAGCACGAUAUGUCUGCGAGAUCUAUCUGGCGUAGUAUCAACAAGUCCACUACUGAGUGGGAUUCAACUAUACCUUCUAGUCUCAAGGAUGAAGUCUGUACGUGGGCACACUAUCAAUGA